AUGCUCAUGCCUUCCGCCUUCUCGUGCGACACGUCGCAGCCGCCUCUCACGCGCCUCCAGGCCUCCCUGUUCGCAUCGCCUCCCGCAAGCCCCCCAUCCCUUUCGAACCCCGGCUUCGGCAACAUCUUCGAUACUUGCCGUUCCCUCCAGGCCCUCCUCUCGACCCCUCAACACCAGCCUAUCGCCGCUCCCACCUACGACGCACAGCAGUACUCGCUGCCCACACCAGCGCAGCUGCCAACGCCGCCCCUUGCCCACGCGCCUCCUCCUCUAAAGCUUCGUCUGCGUUCACGCGCGAAGCAGGAUGGCGGCGUCAACAGCGACCACCUCCCGCGCAAGCGCAUCGCCAAGCGCGCGGCGCCUCGUGGCGUGAACAAGCGCCGGCGCGCGGCCGACGAUGACACGGACGGGGACGUCGAGAGCGACCUCGAUAUCUCGUCGCGGCGCCAAUCUUUUUCUGAAGAUCAGAACCACAUCGACUCCCAGGUCCCCUCCUCACCAUCCACGCCUAAGCGCGCGCGCAUCGCGCCCGAGGUUAUACCACUCGGCCUCGAGCGCUCCGACUACCACACACUGCACCUCCUCAAUGGUGGCGAAGGCACGAAUAUGAAAAACACAGAAGAGGCACAAGGCUCCAGCGUAGAGGUCGAGGCCGACGGGGAGCCGUGGAGCGCCGAGGAAGACCGCAUACUCGUCGAACUCGUGCUCGAGAAGCUCAAGCUCAGCAAGACGGAGUGGCAGGACUGCGCACGCAGCCUAGGCAAGGACAGGAAUUGCCUGUCACGUCGGUGGAAAAACCUAAUGCUACAGGGGGACAUUGGUCUCAAGGGCCGGAGGAGUAGCCGGAGGACCAAGCUCCACGGCACCUGGUGA
Messenger RNA from Colletotrichum higginsianum IMI 349063, 873 nucleotides. Its product is annotated as DNA-binding protein. The record is from RefSeq and is a predicted model, not a curated record. The coding region runs from base 1 to 873 and encodes 290 amino acids. The transcript has a single exon. NCBI's taxonomy places the organism in Eukaryota, Fungi, Ascomycota, Sordariomycetes, Glomerellales, Glomerellaceae.